UACAGGAGAGGAUUUGCCCCCGUCACAACAAAGUUUUUGAAAUCUUUUGUCGGACUGACCAGAGUUGCAUUUGCUAUCUGUGCAUGGCGGAUGAUCAUAAAGGCCACGACACAGUCACAGCUGCAGAAGAGUGGGGCCUUAAAAAGGAGGGGUUGGCGCAGAAACAACACAGAUGCCAUCAGAUAAUCCAGUUGAAGGAGAAUGAGCUACUGGACCUGAGGAAGGCUGUGAAGACUCUCAAGACGGCAGAAGAGGACAGUGACAAGUUGCUUGCUGAGAUAGAGAAGGAGAUUGCUGAGCUGAAGAGGACAGAUGCUGAGAUGAAACAGCUUGCAAUGACCCAGGAUCCCAUCUAUUUCCUUAAGAACAUUGUGUCCAUUCCAGAUGACGCAUACAACACUGUGUGGACCAGAAAAACCUUCAGAUUCUUUCAACCUAUGCAGAAAUCUGUCUCUGCACUGAACAGACAGCUGGAGGAGAAAUUAGACUUGAUUGUCAAGCAAGAAGGUUCCAGAUAUGAAAGGAAACACACUGCUCUGGACAGAAACAGGUUCACUCCUCUGCCAGGUAGCCCACCAGUGUAUCUGCUGAAGCUGAAACCAGCAGCAGGUCAGUUGAACAGGAAGGAAUUUGGAGAAGCAUCAUACAGUAAUCGAUCAAACAAAACCAUCAUGCUUGUUGGUGCCACUGGAUCUGGCAAAACAACCCUCAUCAAUGGCAUGAUCAACUACAUACUGGGAGUUGACUGGGAGGCCAACUGGAGAUUUAAACUGAUUGAUAAAGAGACCAAUAAAUGGCAAGCACACAGUCAGACCUCAGAGGUGACAGCCUAUCAGAUUCACCACACAGAGGAAUUCAAAAUUCCACAUGCGAUCACAAUCAUUGAUACCCCCGGAUUUGGGGACACCAGAGGAAUCAAACAAGACAAAGUGAUCACAGACAGAAUUAGACAGUUUUUUACAAACAAGGAUGGUAUUGGUGCAAUUGAUGCAGUGUAUUUUGUAGUGCAUGCUGCUUUAGCUCGUUUGACACACACACAGAAGUACAUCUUUGAGGCAAUCCUCUCUGUGUUUGGGAAGAACUUCGCCAGCAACAUCAUCACUCUGGUCACCUUUGCUGAUGGCAAAAAUCCUAACGUACUGGAGGCCAUUAAAGAGGCCAACAUUCCAUGCGCCACACAGGAUGGUUCUCCUGUUCAUUUCAAAUUUAACAUUGUUCUUUUUGCUGACAACACAAGAGACAGCAGUGAUGAGGAAGACAGUCAUCAUGAGUUUUAUCACAUGUUCUGGAAAAUCGGGAACGCCAGCAUGAAGAAUUUCUUCACUCAGCUAGGCAAGAUGGAAACCCGGAGUCUUACCUUGACAAAACAAGUUCUCCAAGAGCGGAAACAGCUGGAGGCAACUGUUACAGGAGUGCAACCACUCAUCAGACAUGGGUUGGCAACCAUGGAGGAAAUACGUAGCACACAAGCUGUACUGGACAGACACAAGAACACAAUUGAAGCAAACAAGGACUUUGAGUACGAGGUAGAGGUGGAGAAGGCUGACAGGAUUGAUAUUCCAUAUGGAACUUUCAUCACCUACUGUCAUAGCUGUAACUACACCUGCCACUAUCCCUGCAGUACACCAAAAGAUGAUGAUAAACACAAGUGUGCUGCAAUGCAUAAUGGAUACUGCACAGUAUGUCCAGGAAAAUGUCCAUCGAGUGCUCAUUUCAAAAUGAAUUACAAAUGGGAGACAAAACGUGUCAGAGAGAAGAGGACAUAUCAGGAGCUGAGGAGUAAAUAUGCGAAAGCAAUGGGGGAGAAGAUGAACCAAGAGCAAAUUGUGGAAAAGAUGGAAGAGGAAUAUUGCAAAGUGCAGGACAAGAUUCUAGAAAUGAUGAACACUGUAACUACAUGCCUUACACGUCUGAAAGAGAUUGCACUUCGGCCAGAUCCCUUGUCUACUCCUGACUACAUUGACCUAAUGAUAAAGUCAGAGGAACAAGAGGCUAAGCCUGGAUUCAAACAACGCAUCAAAGAGUUGCAGGUAGUCAGGGAAGGAGCCGUUCUCAUGCAGAAAGUGUCAGAUAAAGUCAGGCGCAACACAGACAACUCCAGGUGUGAGGAUUAA
This is a messenger RNA of Engraulis encrasicolus (European anchovy), 2114 nucleotides long. RefSeq lists its product as uncharacterized. Bases 84 to 2114 code for a protein of 676 amino acids. The record is from RefSeq and is a predicted model, not a curated record. The transcript has 6 exons. Gene Ontology annotation, molecular function: GTP binding. Lineage: Eukaryota; Metazoa; Chordata; Actinopteri; Clupeiformes; Engraulidae.